GAAAUUUAAAGUCAAUGUUCCGCCAUUCGAAGUGAAUGCAUUUAUGGUUAAUGCUGUAUAUGUUGGUUCAAUCGAAAUUAACUUUAAAUUUCGCUCUAAAGUGUGGAUCUUCAGCGCUAUGGAUUGAAUCGAGCCCUACACAUUUUAUUUAUUUACAGUGCAUUCGGAAAGUAUUCAGACCCCUUGAUUUGUUCCAUAUUUUGUUACGUUACAGCCUUCUAAAAUGUACUAAAUAAUUGUAUCCCCUCGUCAAUCUACACACAAUACACCAUAUUUACAAAGCAAAAACAGGUUUUUAGAAAUUUUAGCAAAUGUAUUACAAAUAAAAAACAAGUAUUCAGACCCUUUGUUAUGAGACUCAAAAUUAAGCUCAGCUGAAUCCUGUUUCCAUUGAUUAUCCUUGAGAUGUUUCUUAAACUUGAUUUGAGUCCACCUGAGGUAAAUGUAAUUAAUUGGACAUGAUUUGGAAAGGCACAAACCUCUAUAUAAGGUCCCACAAUUGACAGUGCAUUUCAGAGCAAAAACCAAGCCAUGAGGUCGAAGGAGUUGUCCGUAGAGCUCAGAAACAGGGUUGUGUUGAGGCAUAGAUCUGGGGAAGGGUACUAAAUAAUUUCUGCAACAUUGAAGGUCUCUAAGAACACAGUGGCCACCAAGACUCUCCCUAGAGCUGGCCGCCCGGCCAAACUGAGCAAUCUGGGGAGAAGGGCCUUGGUCAGGGAGGUGACCCAAUGGUCACUCUCACAGAGCUCCAGAGUUCCUCUGUGGCACUCCACCAAUCAGGUUUUUAUAGUAGAGUGGACAGUCAGAAGCCACUCCUUAGUAAAAGGCACAUGAUAGCCCGCUUGGAGUUUGCUAACAGGCACCUAAAGACUCUCAGACGAUGAGAAACAAGAUGGUCUGAUGAAACCAAGAUAGAACUCUUUGGCCUGAAUGCCAAGCGUCACGUAUGGAGGAAACCUGGCACCAUCCCUACGGUGAAACAUGGUGGUGGCAGCACCAUGCUAUGGGGAUGUUUUUCAGUGACAGGGACUGGGAGACUGAUCAGGAUCGGGGGAAAGAUGAACGGAACAAUGUACAGAGAGAUCCUUGAUGAAAACCUGCUCCAGAGCACUCGAGACUUCAGACUGGGCCAAGGUUCACCAUCCAACAGGACAAUGACCCUAAGCACACAAACAAGAGAAUGCAGGAGUGGCUUCAUGACAAGUCUAUGAAUGUCUUGAGUGGCCCAGGCAGAGUCCGGACUUGAACCCGAUCUAACAUUUCUGGAGAGACUUGAAAAUAGCUGCGCAGCAACGCUCCCCAUCCAAUCUGACAGAGCUUGAAAGGAUUUGCAGAGAAAAAUGUGAGAAUCUCCCCAAAUACAGGUGUGCCAAGCUUGUAGAGUCAUUGAUGACCUUUUUUAACCUUUAUUUAAGGCAUGUCAGUUACAAAACAAAUUCUUAUUUACAAUGGGGAACAGUGGGUUAACUGCCUUGUUCAGGGGCAGAAUGACAUAUUUUUACUUUGUCAGCUCGGGGAUUCGAUCUAGCAACCUUUCAGUUACUGGCCCAACGCUCUAACCACUUAUCUACCUGCCGCCCCAGGUAUAUAAAUAAUAUAUCUAUUUUUUAUCCAUUUUAGAAUAAGGCUGUACGGUAACAAAAGUGGAAAAAGCCAAGGGGUCUGAAUAGUUUCAGAAUGAACUGUAUUUCCAUGGUAUAUUGUACAUUUAGAAAGUGUUGUGUGUUACCUAUUUAACAUUUACUUAAGUGAUAAUGCCCGAGAAGCCUGUAUUUGAAGGAUAUACAGUACCAGUCAAAACGUUUGGACACGUUGACAAGUUGAUAAAUCGCCUGGCUGGGCUAAUAAGACAAUGGGUUGCGCAGUCAGAUGGAACAGAGUAAAUAGGCAUUUUAACAUCGUAGAUUUAGCCGGUGGUAACUUGUGGAAUAGACACCGGCUUGAAUGUGGUUUUAACCAAUCAGCCUUCAGGAUUAUACCUCCCAUUGUAUAAUAGUAGAUAUGCCUUUGAUUAUUCAGAAUGACUAGUGAAUUACUUUUUCCACUCCUUUUUUGGGGAAAUGGACUAGCAACUGUAGCCAGUGCUAUUUUGUAGCAUCCCAUACCCCUUUUGUGUAGUUUAAAUACAAGGAAUAACAUCAAGAAGACAUUGGGUAUGAGGCUACAUAUUCAUCAAACCACUUCUCCUUUGCAAUGUUCCAUUAUUUUGUUUAUAGUCUGGAUGAUCUUGACAUGUCACAUUCUUUUGUUUGUUGUCCGGAUGAUCUUGACAUAAAGCUCAAUUACCCUGCAUUAUGUGCUGGAUGGGUCUAAAUAAAACUUAAUUGGUUCCAAUUCAGGGGAUUCACUUCUGAGAAAUUCUGGCAAUCACCAAACAGAAGAGAGGACAGGAGGAUGAAAGGAGAGAUAGAAAGAAGGGAGGAGGUCCAAGCACACCAGGUUACAACACAGGGACGAUGACGCAAGUGGUCUCCCUACAAAAGCCCCUUUGGGGUGGGUAGUGAGGACACCGUCGGAGUGGUCUACAUAUCUUUCCUCUUCAGGCGGCUCCACAGGGAAACAGAUACAUUAAGCCAAGCGGUGGGUUCCAGGCUAACACCACCAACCAUGCUGCAGCUCACCGUGGUGCUGAUGUUAAUCGCUUCAGUAACAGAGACUUUCCCCGCUAGCAGCCUCAGAUACUCCCACUACACCCAAGGGGAGAGUCCAGACAAUGCAAUGCUAAAAGUCUUGAGAUAUGUAUCCACUGCAUCAACAGAGGGCCCACCCCCUGACAAACUUCCUGCUCUUCUACCCAAUGACGUAGACAAUCCACUGCUAGAGGCGGAACUACCCAGAAGGGUGUGGUGGUGGUGGUACCCAGCGAAGCCCCAACCACAAAACAGGAUUCGUCAGAAUCGAGCAUGGAGGUCCUCAUACAACCAUAACUCCUUCGGCCUACGUUAUGGAAAAUGAUAGUUAUGACGUCUCUCAGUUAUGUACUUGAUUAUAUUUUGAACAGUGCCUGACAAUAUGUAGGUAGAUAUAUUUAUGUGUAAAAAGCAGACAAAAUUCCAAGGCCUACACUUGAAAUAUUGCUAUAUCAUCAAUGACGAUUCAUGACAGCUAUUGAUGAAAUUACUUUUUAAUGACUUUAUCAUUUGUGGUUUACAACAGCCACUGUCAUGUGUUACCCAUAUGUGUGUGUGUUUUGCGACAUGUUUCCGUUCUGAUAUGUGAUAGUUUUAUGAAUGCAACUGGAAAUCAAAAAGAUGACACCAUUCAAUAAAUGGUCACUGUAAUCCA
Messenger RNA from Salvelinus fontinalis (brook trout), 3285 nucleotides. RefSeq names its product KiSS-1 metastasis suppressor (gene kiss1). NCBI's taxonomy places the organism in Eukaryota, Metazoa, Chordata, Actinopteri, Salmoniformes, Salmonidae. The transcript has 3 exons. Bases 2608 to 2955 code for a protein of 115 amino acids. The record is from RefSeq and is a predicted model, not a curated record.